Molecule: messenger RNA, 2208 nt
Organism: Candoia aspera
Lineage: Eukaryota; Metazoa; Chordata; Lepidosauria; Squamata; Candoiidae
Gene: ACADVL
Product: acyl-CoA dehydrogenase very long chain
Exons: 17
Coding region: 67-1863 (598 amino acids)
Molecular function (GO): very-long-chain fatty acyl-CoA dehydrogenase activity; flavin adenine dinucleotide binding; fatty-acyl-CoA binding
Source: RefSeq, a predicted model, not a curated record
CCAAAACCCAGAUGCUGCUGGGAAUUGAGCCCAGGUCCCCGGGGCAGGGAACGAGUCCCUGGCCUGAUGCCGCUGAUUCUUGCCUUUCCUCCCACCAACGUCCAGGACACAAAGUCCUUUGCCGUGGGCAUCUUCAAGGGUCAAAUAAUCACGGAGCAAGUCUUCCCUUACCCUUCAGUCUUGAGCGAGGAGGAAGCCCAGACCUUGAAGGAGCUGGUGGGCCCCGUCUCUCGCUUCUUCGAGGAGGUGAACGACCCGGCCCGGAACGACGAGCUGGAGUGCGUGGAGGAGAAGACGAUGCAAGGCCUGAAAGAGUUGGGGGCCUUUGGCCUGCAGGUCCCCGUGGCCCUGGGCGGGAUGGGGCUCACCAAUACGCAGUACGCCCGGUUGGUGGAGAUUGUUGGCAGGCACGACCUGGGUGUGGGCAUCACCACUGGGGCCCACCAGUCCAUUGGCUUCAAGGGGAUCCUGCUGUAUGGCUCCCCGGAGCAGAAGGAGAAGUACCUGCCCAAGUUGGCAUCAGGUGAGAUCGUCGCCGCCUUCUGCCUCACCGAGACCACCAGCGGCUCCGACGCAGCCUCGAUCCGGACCAGAGCUGAGCUCAGUCCCUGCGGCUCGUACUACACUCUCAAUGGGAGUAAACUCUGGAUCAGCAACGGUGGCAUUGCUGACUUAUUUACCGUAUUUGCCAAAACGCUGCAGAAAGAUGAGACAGGGCAAACGAAGGAGAAGAUAACAGCCUUCAUUGUGGAGCGAUCGUUCGGGGGGGUCACCAGUGGCCCCCCUGAGAAGAAGAUGGGCAUCAAGGCGUCCAACACAGCCGAAGUCUACUUUGACGGGGUCCGCGUCCCAGCAGAGAACGUCCUGGGAGUGCCUGGGGCCGGGUUCAAGGUUGCCAUGAACAUCCUCAACAACGGGCGAUUUGGCAUGGCAGCUGCGCUGGCAGGCAGCAUGCGGGGUCUCAUUGGCAAGGCGGUGGACUUUGCUGCCAACCGAACACAGUUUGCGGAAAAAAUCCAUAAAUUUGGCGCCAUCCAGGAGAAGCUGGCCCGCAUGGCCAUGCUGCACUACGUGACGGAGUCAAUGGCGUACAUGAUCAGCGCAAAUAUGGACCGGGGGGCUUCUGACUUCCAGAUUGAGGCAGCCAUCAGCAAAGUCUUUGGCUCGGAAGCUGCCUGGACGGUUUCAGAUGAAUGCAUCCAGGUCAUGGGCGGGAUGGGAUACAUGAAGGAGAGCGGGGUGGAGCAGAUGAUGCGGGAUUUGCGCAUCUUCCGGAUCUUUGAGGGUACCAACGAUAUCUUGCGGCUUUUCAUUGCGCUCUACGGAUUUCAGAACGCGGGGAACCAGCUCCGGGGCUUGCAGCAGGCCGUCAAGAACCCCUUUGGGAAUGCCGGGCUCUUGGUCAGCGAGGCUGGGAAGCGAGUGCGCAGGAAGGCCGGCUUGGGAACAGGGAUCACCCUGAGAGGGGCGGUGCACCCAAGUCUGGAGUCCAGCAGUGAGCAGACCGUCCGAGCAAUUGACCUCUUUGCAGGCAUCAUUGAGGAACAGCUUCUCAAAUACGGGAAGAAGGUCGUUGACGAGCAGUUUAUGCUGAAACGCAUCGCUGACAGCACGAUUGAUAUCUACGCCAUGGUGGUGGUUCUGUCCAGAGCAUCGCGGGCCCUGGAGCAAGGACAAGCUACAGCCCAGCAUGAGAAGGUGCUUUGUGAGACCUGGUGCACGGAGGCCUACGAGCGGAUCACCCAGAACUUGGCCUCUCUUCAGUCCAACUCCACCCAGCAGCUCUUCAAGAACCUUCGGGUCCUCUCCAAAGCGGUGGUGGAGAACGGAGGGGUGGUCGCCCCCUACGCCCUGGGGUUCUGAGACCCCCGGCCGCCCCGCAGCUGGGUCUCGGCUGCGCUCCUCCCUUGUUGCAGCGAGGGCUGCGGCUUCGGGGUGGGGCGUUCGAGUCUCAUUCCGCGUGGAAGGCGGGGUGCCCUGUUUGGAAAGACGUGCCUCGUUGCUCUCCAAAUGCCUUAAUGUUGUCCCCAGACGUCCCCGGUUUUGAGAUGCUUGAGGCGACAGAAACGCCGCCAUUUGUGUUCGGGUUGCCGGCCUCUUUGGCUGACUUGCCAGCAUUCGCUUGGAAAUUCAGCCAUCCGAUUGCUUGUCCGGUCCCGACUGUUGUGCUGUUCUUUCUGGGAGUUACUAUUAAAGCAUUUUAUCCAA